Messenger RNA from Seriola aureovittata, 2771 nucleotides. It is a transcript of the gene wdr43, whose product is annotated as WD repeat domain 43. The coding region runs from base 41 to 2002 and encodes 653 amino acids. The transcript is spliced from 18 exons. The record is from RefSeq and is a predicted model, not a curated record. Gene Ontology annotation, cellular component: nucleolus. NCBI's taxonomy places the organism in Eukaryota, Metazoa, Chordata, Actinopteri, Carangiformes, Carangidae. Gene Ontology annotation, molecular function: protein binding. Gene Ontology annotation, biological process: maturation of SSU-rRNA from tricistronic rRNA transcript (SSU-rRNA, 5.8S rRNA, LSU-rRNA).
UGUGUAAACCACGCACGCAGAUGCAAGCAGCGCUUCAGAAAUGGCGGCUGAUGCUGGCAGCUCUCCGCUGCAGCUACCCUGCGUUUUUUCACCCAAAUCACGACAGUACUUAGCAUUGUGUGCCCAGGAUGGUAGACUUCGCAUUUGGAACACAGAUAGUAAAACACUUCACCAAGAGUAUGUGCCUUCAGCCCAUUUGAGUGCCACUUGUACCUGCAUAGCCUGGGGACCAUGCCGGACAGUCAAGGAAGGGCCGCGGAGGAAGAAGAGGAAAUCGGAGGUGGACCAGGUGGAGGAGAAGGCAGACCUGUUGGCGAUGGGCACAGCAGCGGGCACUGUGCUCAUCUACAGUACAGCAAAGGGAGCACUGCACUGUACUCUGGAUGGAGGCCAUAGUGGAGGAGUGAAUUGUGUCCAGUGGCACCCUGACGACAGUUUUUUAUACAGUGGUUCAGAUGAUACAAACAUUAUUGAGUGGGACCUGCAGACAGGAAAGAUGCGAAGUAAGUGGAAGGCUGACCGUGCGGCAGUGACCAGUUUGUGUGUGAGCCACGAUGGCAAACUGCUGCUUUCAGCUGGACAGAUAAUCAAGAUGUGGGACUUGGACACCAAGGAGGUUUACAGGAAAUUCACAGGCCACUCCACAGCUGUGACGACCCUGAGUUUCGCCACAACGCGACCUCCUGAUAGCAAUGGCCUCUAUUUCCUGUCUGGUGCUGCACACGAUCGACUGCUCAGUGUAUGGCAAGUACGAGAAGAUGGAAAGGACAAGAACUCAGUGGUGUCCUUCACACUGACAGACGAGCCACAACACAUUGAUCUUGUCACGUCCAACAGCAAGGAAGAGGCGGUGAGGCUGGCAGUGGUGUGUAAGGACGGACAGUUGCAUCUCUUUGAGCACUUUUUAAAUGGGCCCUGUAAGAAGCCCUUGUCACCCCUGUGUACGGUGCAGAUGUCCGACACAAAAGACUCCCCAGUGCCGAUCCCCCUGCUGGCAGCAGCCCUCAGAGCGGAUACUAGGACUGUGCUGCUGGCCUACGGCAACCACCUACAGCCUGUGAUGGAGAGAGUGGAGAUCAACACAGCAGAGAGACAUGUGUGUUUGACCCGGGAUGUUCAGACCAGCUUGUCCCUUUCCAUGGAAACCACCGUUUCCAAGGUGAAAACCCCGAUUGUCAACGCCAAGGGCAGAGUGUUGGUCCCAGGGCUUCCUGGCCACCAAGCCCCAGUGAAGGGAACUUCACAGGGAUCAGAGAAGAGGAAAAAAGACACAGACACCAAAGAGAUGUCCAUAGCGGAGCGACUAGGUGAAAUUGAUCUGUCUACGGUCUCCACCGAGAAGGGAGCUCCUAAAGGGACAGCCUCUUUACAGACAGACAACUUUGCAGUGCUGCUGGUGCAGGGCCUGGAGAGCAACGACGCCAACAUCCUAAAUAAAGUUUUCCAGACUCGCAAAGAGAUGGUAAUAAAGAAAACGGUUGCUCGGUUACCCCUCUCUGCUGUUUUACCAUUGGUGGAAGAGAUCACAAAGAGGCUCCAAGGGCACCCUUUUACGGCAGUUCUAAUGGUACGGUGGCUCAAAGCUGUACUCAUGCACCACACAUCGUACCUGGCAUCGCUGCCAGACCUGGUUACCCAGCUGGGAGUGCUUUAUCACAUGAUUGAGAGCAGAGUGAAGAUGUUCCACAAGCUAACUAAGCUGCAUGGGAAACUGUAUCUCCUGAUGACACAGGUGGCAACAAGUGACAGCAGUAACUCGGUUACAGAUGUUGACCACACAGCUAAACUGGUGUAUGAAGAGGAAUCAUCAGAUGAAGAUGAGGCUUCUGGUGAUGAAGGUCUUCCUGAUGACGACUCUGAUAAUUGGGAAGAAGAGGAGACGAUGAAAGAAGAUGAGGAGGAUCAAGCAGAUGAGGAAGAUGAGGAUCCAGACAGCAGAACAGAGUCCAAAGCAAACGGAGAGGAAGACAUGGAGCAUGAGAACGAGAGCGAAGAAGAAUGAAUGAGGAAAAAAAAUGCCAAUCACACAUAAAAAGGACCUGAAAGAGUUAUAUAUACUUUCAUUUUAUUUUCAUGCUUUUGGUUUUAUUAUCAGAACAAAGUAUGGUUUUACAAAAUCGAGGGACACAUGUUGAAACGCGGGCAGCUCCGCCCCCUGCCUCAUCAUAACUCGCAAGGUGGGUGAUGCUCUGUCUUUUCCCCGUCUGUGGAACAGAUGCAACAUUUUAGGGGAGGAAGGCAAAACAGUCUGCAAAAUGAAACUGGUGCAAGUUCUCCUCCUGCUGUGUUAGAUCAGUCUGCAUCCCAGCUCUACAGCCAGAGUGUCAAUGCAAAUGACUGAAAAGAUCAGUUGGUGGUUUUCCAGUUUGCCUACACUGCAGUCUGCAUUCCAAUGUCCUUAUAUGAUAAAUAGUAUUAGAGUUUAUUGUAUGUCCAGCUUAACAGUAGAUGAGACAGCAGUCUGUCUGUGAUUGGUUUACUCUAACUCAACUCUGUAGGUCAUCUGGAACCCCCACCCUUCCUGUGUUGUUCAGCUGAGCCCACAGACACACACACAGCUCAGGUGUAGAGUUGGGAUGCAGGACCCCCAGCUGUUUGCUGUACAGAAAACUGCUUGAUCCGGAGGUGGGCUUGCUAGACAAGACUAUACAUCAUGUCCCCACACAAUGUAAAUCUGUAUGUACAGUGAAGUGUUUGUAUGAGCUCUUCCCUCUACAGCUAUCCCCCAGAAAUCCUUGGGAUUAAAUGAACUCCUGUAAAGUCUCCUGAAA